This is a messenger RNA of Vicia villosa (hairy vetch), 2264 nucleotides long. Its product is annotated as protein RTF1 homolog. The coding region runs from base 162 to 2051 and encodes 629 amino acids. The record is from RefSeq and is a predicted model, not a curated record. Lineage: Eukaryota; Viridiplantae; Streptophyta; Magnoliopsida; Fabales; Fabaceae. Gene Ontology annotation, molecular function: RNA polymerase II C-terminal domain phosphoserine binding; DNA binding. The transcript is spliced from 2 exons. Gene Ontology annotation, cellular component: Cdc73/Paf1 complex.
AUAGCGCGACGACGUUACUUCGCUUCGUGACUUCAUCACCCAACGAAACCAGGGUUUUUCCGUUAGGGUUUUGUUUUCGUUUCGCACUCUUCCAUUGUAAGAGAAGCUGCAAAUAUCGCGUUUUCCUCUUCGUCGCAUUCAUCGAAAUUCACAGUUGAACUAUGGCUGAUUUAGAUGAUUGGCUUCUGGAGGCUGCUGGGGUAAACAGACAUUCUCCCCCGACUAGGAGGGAUGGAGAACCUUUGGAUGGUGGGAGUGAUUCUGAUUCGGAUUCCGAUUCUGAUGAUGAGCGUGAUUAUCGGGAGAGAAAGACGGCUCAGGUUCCUCUAAAGAAGAGAGGGAGAGAAGAUGAUAGUGAUGAUGAUGUUGAAGAUGGUCGUUCUGUGCGUGAGGGGGACAGCAGUGAUGGCUCUGAUGUUGGUGAUGAUCUUUAUAAGGAUGAGGAUGAUAGACAGAAACUUUCUGAGAUGACUGAACUUCAAAGAGAGAUGAUUUUGUCGGAAAGGGCUAAUAAGAAAGAUGAUAAGGAUUUUUUGGGUAAGAUGGCAUUGAAGCGCGAGAAGGGGAAAAUGGCAACUGUAUCUAGAAGAGAGUCUCCGCCUCUUCCGUCUUCUCGUGUGCGGUCGUCUGCUAGAUCUGCUGAUAGGUCAGCUGCGAAGGACGGUGCGUUAAAUGAACUGCGUGCUAAAAGGUUGAAACAGCAAGAUUCAGAUGUGAAACAUAAGGUGAAAGAGGGGUCUAAAAGUGCGGGAACGGGGAUUUAUUCGCAGAAAAGGAGACCUUACUUCAGUGGUUCAAGCCGUAGCGGAAGUGAGAGUAGGUCCCAUAGUGAUGAUGAAGAUUCGGAUGGAGAUGGAGGGAUUAUUGACAGCGAUGAUGAUGAUAAGAUAACUUCUGAAAAGCCUUCUUUUGAAGACAUACAGGAAAUCACCAUUCGAAGGUCAAAACUUGCAAAAUGGUUAAUGGAACCAUUUUUCGAGGAGUUAAUUGUAGGUUGUUUGGUAAGGGUUGGUAUUGGUAGGUCAAAGAAUGGACCUAUCUACAGACUCUGCGUUGUGAAAAAUGUGGAUGCAUCAGAUCCAGACCGGGUGUAUAAAUUAGAUAACAAAACCACUUACAAGUACUUGAAUAUUGUAUGGGGAAAUGAUUCUUCUGCUGCUAGGUGGCAAAUGGCUAUGAUUAGCGAUUCUCCCCCUCUUGAGGAGGAGUUUAAACAGUGGGUUAAGGAAGUAGAGCGUAGUGGUGGCCGGAUGCUGACAAAGCUAGAUGUGUCUGAAAAAAAGCAAGCCAUUCAGAAGAUCAAUAGUUUUGUUUACUCAGCAGCUACUGUGAAGCAGAUGUUAGAAGAAAAAAAAUCUACCUCGUGGAGGCCUUCAAAUGUCGCAGCCGAGAAGGACCGGUUGAGAACAGAGUUGGAAAUAGCACAAAGCAAGAAUGAUGCAGCCGGAGCAGAGAAGAUCAGGACAAGACUACAAGAAUUGGAAGAUUCACGGAAAGCUGAGGAGAAGGAUGCCAAGGCUUUGAGGCUUUCUGAGAUGAACAGAAAGAACAGGUUUGAGAACUUCAAAAAUGCAUCUGAAUUGAGGCCAGUAAAUAAAGCUUUGAAAGCAGGGGAGGCAGGUUAUGAUCCCUUUUCAAGGAGAUGGACUAGAUCAAGAAACUACUAUAAUUCAAAACAGGUUGAAGAGGCUGCAGCUGGAAAUAAUAGUUCUGGUGAUGCAGUUGGUGAUAGAGGCAGCAAUGGGACGGGAGCAGGCAUGGUGGCCACUGCUGAAGCUUUGGAAGCUGCUGCUGAUGCUGGAAAAUUAAUCGACACAAGGGCUCCAGUGGACCAAGGGACGGAGUCAAAUGUACUGCACAAUUUUGAGCUGCCAAUAUCAUUAGCCAUACUACAAAAGUUUGGUGGAGCACAAGGAGUUCAGGCAGGGUUUAUGGCAAAAAAACAGAGGAUUGAAGGAAUUGUUGGAUUUCGAGUCCCAGAAAACGAUGGAAGGAGUCAUCAGUUGACAUUAACAGUUAGUGAUUACAAAAGAAGAAGAGGGAUUUUUUGAAAUUUGUUGAAGUGACAAUUUUUCUUUAGGUUCACUCUUUUCAAGGCAAAAGUUGGUUUGUAUUUUCUGCAGGUUUUGAAACUGAUCAUAGAGUUUUCAAUCUGUGACAAACUCUUAGGAUUCAAGUAUAGAUUUGUAGUUUGCUAAAAGAGCAUGACUAGACAACCCUAUUACCAUGGACAACAUCAAAGUUUUGCUGCAAAAAUAAUUUUA